AUGAAUAAAAGGAUAUUUAGUUUAGUUUUUAUCGUCUUGUAUAUCCUUUUGGAUGUAUCAAUACAUUGCUCUGAACAGAAAGGGUCUGGAUUAAGAAAUAGAAUCAUUCGUGCUAUCAAAAAAAUAAAGAGAAGUAACAAAAAAAAUGAUACAGAAACUAAAAGCAAAAUUCAAUUAAAUAAUAACAAUAAUAACGAUUCUAUUGAUGAUAAAGAUAAUAAAGAUGAUAAAGAUAAUAAAGAUAAUAAAGAUGAUAAAGCUAAUAAAAAUGAUAAAAAUAAUAAAGAUGUUUAUACUGAUUAUUACAGAAAUUACAAUCAUAAAAAGCCCCAAUACGCUAUACUUUGUCUUGGUUUAUGUUUUCCAUUUGAAACAGAUGAGAUGGAGGCCCUCGAAUAUGCACUUACGUGUUAA
Messenger RNA from Plasmodium yoelii, 414 nucleotides. Its product is annotated as fam-c protein. The record is from RefSeq and is a predicted model, not a curated record. The transcript has 2 exons. Bases 1 to 414 code for a protein of 137 amino acids. NCBI's taxonomy places the organism in Eukaryota, Apicomplexa, Aconoidasida, Haemosporida, Plasmodiidae.